This is a messenger RNA of Eruca vesicaria subsp. sativa (arugula), 1475 nucleotides long. NCBI's taxonomy places the organism in Eukaryota, Viridiplantae, Streptophyta, Magnoliopsida, Brassicales, Brassicaceae. The record is from the annotation of a GenBank genome assembly.
AAUUCUUCCUCAUGAUAAAGCUUUGAAUUGUGUCGUCAAAUCAAAUGGUGUCUGACCAAGAUCUAGCAAAAGGAGUCGAGACUUUGCUCCGACAAUCCGACCCCACCUCUCUCACAUCCUUAUCCAGUGUCGUUCACCAGCUCGAGGCUAAGCUAGGGUUAGACCUCUCCGACAAAACCAAUUUCAUCAGAGACCAGAUCGAUCUCCUCCUCCGUUCUCCUCACCCACCACCCUCCUCCUCAUCAAUUGCACAACCUCCUCCUCCUCCUCCUCCGCCUCAGCAGCUGCAUUUUGGCGUCAAUGUUCCGGCGAAAGGGCAUUUCGCACUUCACCCUCCGUCUCAACAAUACCCUCCUCCACAUUUCGCUCUCCAGCCUUCUCCUCCUUACCACUCUUAUGACCUCAAUUUCCAGCAGCCGUAUCCUCCUUACAUGCCUCCACCGCCGCAGCAGCAUCAAGGACCAUCUAUGCUGUUUUCACAAGGCGCCAAAGCUUCUCCCUCUGUUAAUCAAUCCCCAAAAGAAAGUGCACCAGCUGGAACUAAAAGAAAGGGUGGUCCUGGAGGACUAAACAAAGUCUGUAGAGUUUCUCCAGAGCUUCAAGUCGUUGUUGGUGAACCUGCACUUCCAAGAACUGAGAUUGUGAGGCAGUUGUGGGCUUACAUAAGGAAGAACAACUUGCAAGAUCCGAGUAACAAGCGGAAGAUCAUCUGUGAUGAUGCUUUGCGUGUUGUUUUCGAGACUGAUUGUACUGAUAUGUUUAAGAUGAAUAAGUUACUUGCUAAGCAUAUUCUCCCGCUUGAUCCAACGAAGGACUCUGGUCAAGCGAAACGGGCAAAAGCUGAGGUGGAGACCAAGGCUGAGACUAAGACUGAGACCACAGAGCCUGUUAGCUCAACUUCAACUGUUUCAUUAUCUGAGCCACUUGCUAAGUUCUUUGGCACUGGUGAGGCUGAGAUCACAGAAGAAGAGAUUGUUCGCCGUGUGUGGGAAUAUAUUAAACUCAACAAUUUAGAGGACCCUGCAAAUCCAAUGGCUAUUCAGUGUGAUGAAAAGCUCCGUGAGCUUCUUGGAUGUGAAAGUAUAUCAGCUGUGGGGAUAAAUGAGAUGCUGAGGCCCCAUAUGUACAAGCGGUCUUGAUUUCUUCUGGUUCUGACUUAAUUAACUAGGAACUACUUGUGUUGUAUCUAGGUGGACCUACUUAUGACUCUUGGAUGUAGAACUCUGAUAGUGAAGAAAAGAACCUUUCCACUUUUAACUUCCUUUAAUGCUAUUUUCAUCUUCCUUUGUCUUUAGCUGGUUGUGUAUUAAAAUGAUUAGGUUGAUGUAUUAUUCAGGAAACCUAUGUUUCUAGUACUGUAAACUCUAGUGUAAACGGGUCAAUUGGCGUAGACGUUUUGUAUUUAACGCCAUUUACCAAUGAAUGUUAUAGGAACAAAAAAGCAGUGAAAAAACAUGUUAUUAAUGGGUGUUUUA